AUGGAUUUUGAAGAUCCAGAUUUCGUGAAUGCCUUGCAUGAAGUUUUGCAUGGGUUUCAAGAAGAAGGAAGGCGACAACAGCCAAAGAAGGCAAAAGAAUUAUUGGAUGUGAUCGAUUUUGAUGAAUCGUUGGGAGAGACCAUUGUAAUUGAAGAACCUACCGAUGUGAAAGAAUCUUUUGUUGUGAUUGAAUAUGAUGUGAGUGAAGAAUCUAUGGUGAUUGAGAAGGUUUGUGAAGACGAAGAAGUAGAUGAGAUCACCUUCAUAUACAAGGCUGCACUUUGGUACGAACCAGAUAAAGGCAUAGACAAUAUUUCACUCCUUAGCGCUGAAACAGGAGAAGAAGACGAGGUCCCAAAGAAUAUUGCUGAUGUUACUGAUCUCGAUGGGAAAGAAGAAGUCUCUGAAGAAAUUAAUUUUGUGACUGGAGACAUAAUUGUGGAAAACGUUGAGGAAGAAAUCAAUAUUGUUGAUACAAACGAAGUUGUGGAAAAGGAGGUCCAGAAGCCGAAUUUGACCUUGUUGACAAGUGAAAUGGAGGUUGAAAAGGUUGAAGAAUCUGAAGAUGUGGUUGUGGUUCAGAAGGUUACGAAAGUGGAGCAGUUGGUACGUGAAGAAUACCCGAAGGCGAAUUUACCCAUGGAGUAUCAAGGUACAAUUCUAUCUAAUGAGGUUGCAUGUCAUUGUGAUCCAAAGGAGGCCAAGGAGAUGCAAAAUCUAGUUGGUGAAUCUUUGAAGAUGGGUGUUGACCGCAAAAGUUCUAAUACAUAUGUUGUUCCAAGUCCCAAAAAAAGUUCGCAUCGUUGCGAUCAGAGAAGAAGCUACAUUGUGAAUAGUGGAAUCGUUGCGAUUAGUGGAAUCAUUACGAAUGGUGGAAUAGUUGUGAUUGGUGGCAUCGUUGGUAAUGACGGAAUCGUUGCGAUUGGUCACAUCGUUGCGACUUGA
Molecule: messenger RNA, 945 nt
Organism: Lactuca virosa
Lineage: Eukaryota; Viridiplantae; Streptophyta; Magnoliopsida; Asterales; Asteraceae
Source: the annotation of a GenBank genome assembly